CACACUUCCCUCAGUAACUUUUAUUUUUUCUUGUCUGGGCGGUGACCGUGACUGCCUCCAACUUUGCUCCGGGAUGCUCUUCAAACGCUGAGAACUUUGACUCUGAGCGGAGUGGAGGAGAACCUGGCACACGCGGAAGCACAGAGGCCGACGCAUGAGGCAAGGUAUGAGCACGGAGCUCCGCGAAGACGCCGCGUGCUCGGCUCAGCGCGCGUCGAGUCUGCCGUUCAGCGUGGACGCGCUCAUGUCUCGCGCAGGCUCCAGAGCUCCAGCGGAAACGCCUCGCUACAGCACCGCGCGCGCGACGCUCCUCUACGGCCCGCCUGCGCCAGAGGAUUGCGUCCCGUCAUCGCCCGUCAAGUCGGAAGCGUCGGAUCGAGACGACGCGACCUGGCCAAAGUCCGCGUGCUCACCGCAGCCACGACACUUGGGUCCGAGCACAUGUUCUCUCAGAAAGCACAAGACGAAUCGUAAGCCUCGCACUCCAUUCACAACAGCUCAGCUCCUGGCGCUUGAGCGCAAGUUCCGUCAGAAGCAGUACCUCUCCAUCGCUGAGCGUGCCGAGUUCUCCAGCUCUCUCUGCCUGACUGAAACACAGGUAAAGAUCUGGUUCCAGAACAGACGGGCCAAAGCCAAGCGACUGCAGGAGGCCGAGAUGGAGAAGCUCAAAAUGGCGGCCAAGCCAUCGGCACACUCGGGCCUCUCUUUCCCAUUUCCUCUCAGCAGUCAGCCACAGGGAGCAGCAGCGCUCCUCUAUGGACAAUCAGGACACUAUCCUUUCCGCAGGUACAUGCUCCCUAUGCCUCCACUUGGGAUUUACUCCACGCCUUUGGCCUAUAGUAUGUAUCAUUUGUCCUGAGAGGCAAUAUGGAUUUUCUUCAUCCAAACUGAAGACUGUUUGUUGGUGCCUAAACAUCUUUGCCCAUUGGGCUGAUAUGUAAUCUAAAAAGUGUGUCAAGUGGCCAAAGCAACAACAAAAACAGGUUCAAAGGCUAUGUGUCAUUUUUUUUUUUUUCUUUUUUCAAAAUUUUUUUUUGUAAUAGUAGCUUUAAAAAAGUUUUGAAACAGAUGUCAUGUUCCACACAAAAACAAAGCAAAAUCAUUACAGGCCACAGUUUUGGGAGUCUGUGUCUAAAUGCACCUUAUUAUAAAGACUAUGCAGGUUCAGAUGCUGGAUAUACUGAACUACUUAAUUGAACUGGGUAGGUUGAAUACUAAAAGCUUAACAAUGUCAUUUGUAAGUUUUUGUUCUUCACUUCCAUUCUUUACUAAAUGUUUUGGGGUCAAUUGAAAAAGUGUCCAAGAAACCUGGACGCUUCAUUUCAGACAUACUGAACUGUUGUGUAGGAAAUCAGUGUUUUAAAAAUUUUUUAGAGGGCAAUUUUCAAAUCAAAACAAUCAUCAAGUGCUACUUUGUACUUUUUUUUCUCAGCCAAAGGAAAUGCAAACUUAAACUUACAAAACCGAAUACGUUGAUUACACAAGCUCUAUAUAGCCUUUCAUGACUUCGUGUAGUGGUCGCAUAAUUAUAUUUAUAUGAGGAACAAAUGUACCAUAAUAUGUUUUUAUAAUAACAUUGUUGCUUUUCAUUAAAUGUAACUUUCAGAUGAAA
Ictalurus punctatus (channel catfish) is the source of this 1612-nucleotide messenger RNA. RefSeq names its product muscle segment homeobox 2a (gene msx2a). Bases 155 to 859 code for a protein of 234 amino acids. The transcript is spliced from 3 exons. The record is from RefSeq and is a predicted model, not a curated record. Gene Ontology annotation, molecular function: RNA polymerase II transcription regulatory region sequence-specific DNA binding; DNA-binding transcription factor activity, RNA polymerase II-specific. NCBI's taxonomy places the organism in Eukaryota, Metazoa, Chordata, Actinopteri, Siluriformes, Ictaluridae. Gene Ontology annotation, biological process: embryonic morphogenesis; regulation of transcription by RNA polymerase II. Gene Ontology annotation, cellular component: nucleus.